Molecule: messenger RNA, 429 nt
Organism: Truncatella angustata
Lineage: Eukaryota; Fungi; Ascomycota; Sordariomycetes; Amphisphaeriales; Sporocadaceae
Product: putative L-PSP endoribonuclease family protein
Exons: 2
Coding region: 1-429 (142 amino acids)
Cellular component (GO): cytosol
Molecular function (GO): deaminase activity
Source: RefSeq, a predicted model, not a curated record
AUGGCUCACCUGCAAUAUUUUUCAUAUCCUGGCGUCGGUGAGGAUAACCGAAAGAACUUCCACUAUAGCCAGGCGGUCCGCGUUGGGGACAGAAUCGAAUGCUCAGGUCAAGGCGGCUGGGUCGCUGAGAAUGGUAUUGGCUCAAUCUACAAGGAGAUCAACGCCCAAAUUGACCAGGCAUUCGUGAAUGUCGAACUGGCACUUAAAACGGCUGGCGGCAAGGGUUGGUCACAAGUCUUCCGUGUCAACUCAUAUCACGUCCCAUUGAACAAUGAGGCGCUCGAGGCAAUGGUCCGGAAUUUUAAAAAAUGGAUGCCAGACCAUCAGCCCAUUUGGACAACAGUUGGUGUUCCUCGGCUAGGAGAAGAUGACAUGCGGGUAGAGAUCGAGGUAGUUGCGCACGAUCCGGAGGGGGCUGGGAUGCCCUGA